AGGGGAGAUCUCCAAAAUCGGUGUCUUUCUCUUUGUGGGAGCUGAGCUGCAACGAGAGAUCAGAUGGGGAGAUCUCCUUGUUGCGAGAAAGUGGGGUUGAAGAAGGGGAGAUGGACGGCCGAGGAAGAUGAAAUAUUGACGAAUUAUAUUAAUGCUAAUGGUGAAGGAUCCUGGAGAUCAUUGUCCAAACGUGCAGGUUUGUUGAGGUGUGGGAAGAGUUGCAGGUUGAGAUGGAUAAAUUAUUUGAGGGCUGAUUUGAAGAGAGGGAACAUCACUCCCCAUGAGGAAGAAACCAUUGUUAAGUUACAUAGUGCUUUGGGAAAUAGGUGGUCUUUAAUUGCAGCACAAUUACCAGGCAGAACUGACAACGAGAUUAAGAAUUACUGGAACUCUCAUCUAAGCCGAAAAAUUUAUAGUUUCAGCAAGACCAUCAACGAAACCAAACCCACCGAUCUCCACGCUAUAACCAAACCCGCCGAUCAUCGGAAACGAAAACCCGGCCGUACAAGCCGAUCCGCCAUGAAAAGACAAAAGCUAGCUUUAAUGCCACUCGGCAAUAGUAUUCCUAAAAGUACUGACAGCCAGGGAGAAGAAACCCUAGAAAUGCAUGGCUGCUGCAUGCACAACAAUGCAAGGCGGCCCGAAGGCAAUAAUGGCGAAGAAACCACAGGUGGUGGGAACGAAAAGGAAGCCAUGGGACCAUACGAGUGGCUCGACAACGAAAUAAAGCGCCUCAGCAGCAUUCUACAGCGAAGUGAUCGAGGCGUGGAUCCAAGUGGGAACGGUGGGGUUCUAAAAGAUGCUGAAAACGAUGGCGUUCGGAACUCGUUGUCCAAUAAUACGCAGAUUACCGAUCGUCGUGGCGAUGAACGGUGGAUUUGUAACUCGUCUUCGUCGACAGGGAAUUCAGGGUUUGUUUCGACUGGUGGUUUACGGUGCUGUGAAGAUGAUGAUGAACAGUGGGAAUUACUAUGGGAUGAUUCCGAUAACGUGCUUUGUUGGUUAUGGGAUGAAGGCAAUGACGACGAUGAAGUUGGAAAAACACCAAAUUAGUGUGACAUU
This is a messenger RNA of Hibiscus syriacus, 1062 nucleotides long. Its product is annotated as transcription factor MYB111-like. The transcript is spliced from 3 exons. The record is from RefSeq and is a predicted model, not a curated record. Bases 64 to 1053 code for a protein of 329 amino acids. NCBI's taxonomy places the organism in Eukaryota, Viridiplantae, Streptophyta, Magnoliopsida, Malvales, Malvaceae.